AUGUCGAGCGGUUCAGAGGCGUUCAUCACACCGCCGGAAGGCCUCGAAAGGCUUCUCUUGGCGCAUCUGCCCACGUCGCUAACCCUGCUGCGAAAGGUGCAGUACCUACGUCGCAAGGCAACCUCCACGGCCAAGUUUCCUCAAAUAUUGUUGGCGUCAGAUGGCGCACCCAUUGGCGACGGAGCCGAGUCGCUGUCUCAGCCCAGCUCAUUCACCGUGGCCUACAUCAACACCACGGUCGCGCAGAGCACGUCCAUGUAUCUGUAUUCGACACUCCAAAACUACCAAGACGAGCCCCCGAGCAGCGCCGUGGCAGAGACGGAGAGACAACUGGAGCUCAUUUUACAGAAGCUAAUACAGCUACGCCAGGCAAUGGAGGAGGAUUUGAAGAUUGAACUGCCGCCGUCCGUUGUUUUGGGCAGCUUGCACUCGCGCAUCCGGGGCCUGUGGGAAAAGACGGGGCGCAUCUCGCCGCGACCAACGGGCUUAUACGACAAGUGGAUUUUCGACGUGAGCAAGGUACCCCGGCUGGAUGAGUCUCUCCCGGAAGGCAUGGCCUGGGGAUCCGGGACCCUGGAGGACUGCCAAGUCGUGGCAUCGCGCACCGACAUCCCACGGCCAGUAGAGUAUCUUAUACAGAUGCCUAGUCUCUUUAUCAAGCUUGGGGACGGGACGCCAAUUUCUUGGGCUUUCCUAGACACCGUUGGAUCGCUGAUCUCGGUGCACUGUGAGGAGCCUUAUCGAAACAGAGGCCUGGCCAGAAAAAUCAGCUCCAAAAUUCUUCGUGAAAAGGUGGACUGGUUUGGCCCUGGCGGUCUGAGCUCUGCCGAUGUCGCGCCAGACAAUGUGGCAAGUCGGGCCAUGUGCAAGAGUUUAAGUGGAUAUCCGACAUAUUCCGUAUCAUGGGUGAUGCUGGAUUUGCGCGACUCGGUCGUUGCCCCCAACAAGACUGACUAG
Molecule: messenger RNA, 957 nt
Organism: Akanthomyces muscarius
Lineage: Eukaryota; Fungi; Ascomycota; Sordariomycetes; Hypocreales; Cordycipitaceae
Exons: 5
Coding region: 1-957 (318 amino acids)
Source: RefSeq, a predicted model, not a curated record